GUGAUAUUUUCACCUUCUUCCCAUCAAAUCGCGCAUAAAAUCAGUCUUUAUUGCAUUGCUGAGCAAAACGGAAGAUUGGUAAAAGUACAACUCAGAAUAAAGGCACUUGCAUUGAAUGCUUUUUUCAUUUCAAUCUUUCCCUUUCCUACAUCAUUUUCAUUUGAUUUUAACUUGAUCAUGAAUGAACAAAAAAACGAAAACGAUUUCAUCUCACCUGAAAUUCAAAAUAAUCAAUUGUCAGAUGAAUGCAUCUCAAAUGCUGACAGAAACGAUGCAGAAGUGAAGGAUAUGGUCAAUCAAUUCAUUCUUACCCAAAAUUCUCAAGAUAAUCCGAUCAAUACCGUUGAUGAUAGUGGCUUGGACUUGACAAAAGGGAAAUUGAGCAUAUUUGAAGACAAAUCAUCCAAAGAGAAAGAACGCUCAUACGAUAAUCAACAUUCGGCACACACUCGAUACCAAAGUCCCCAAUUGAUCGAAGAAGAAGCUUCCAUCGAAGCUGAGGAAGAUGCAUACAACGUUUUUCAAGUACGUGAUGCAGUUGAAGACUUAGACGAAGGUCAUUCACAACCUGUGUCAUUUGCUUCUUCAGAAAAGGUGCAAAGUAGCGCUCAUGGAGAUGGGAUCGAAGAAGACGAGGCAUCUUCAAAUGAUUCAACAGACGUGCAAAUUAAUUGCCGUAAAGCACAAAAAGCUGAUACACCAUUAGCCAUGGAAGAAGAUUCGGAGCAAGGUAUGCUCAUCAAAGGUGUUCAAUCCAUCAACUCCUAUUCUUCCACAGCCACCUCUGAAAUUGAAGAAGAUGACGAAAGCUCGCAUUCUGAGACUGAAAAUUUGGAAGAGCAAGAAGAUUCCUCGUUGGAUCAAGAGAACGAACAGGAAAACUGGACUUUACCAAACAGUCGAGGCAAGAAGCGCGCUCAAAGCGACGUAGCACAUGAUGACACAGACGGGCACAGUAAGAUCAAUCCCAUUUUCUGCAUUGACAAUGAAGAAGCGAAGGCCAAAUCGACUGCAUUGCGCAUCGUGAAAGGAACUCAAAGACGAGAUUACUACCCUGAUUGGGUAAGUGAAGGGCUUCAUGCCUCCCUAGAUGAUUGGGAUCGAAAGCCAACGCAAGCGCAAUUGGAAUUGCUUCAAGUAGCAGUUUUGCAGAGUCCGACUGAUGUUCCAGUUCUUUUGCAACUGUUUCAACACGUUUUUGGACCCUAUGUAUGUCACGAACACCAUAAUGAUGUGUUGCAAAGUAUGCAAAAUCUCUGUAGUAUUCGUGGUCGCCUUCAAAUCUGGCCAAUCAAAAGCAGAGCUCGUAGCCCUGCUGCAGUCGAGCUGUUCAGGACGGAUGAGUUCAUCUACAUCUAUCUCAGCUCAUUUGCCAGCUCUGCAGAAUUCUUCAAUUACGAUUGUUGGCUGCAGGAAACUUACCCUGAAGGCGUUGUGCGUGCUAUGGAUCAAAGGAUGGCUAAAUUUUACGGCAAAGAAUCAGCCUCUGGAUAUGAUUAUUGGGCAUUUGCAAGAGCAAAGUAUUUGGAUGAGUUCGGUGAUCGUCCCAUGAAGCCAGAAGAUCUGACGGUUGACGAACGUAAAGAAUGGAUCCAAGAUUUGGAAUAUUGUACGUCAUUUACAGAAGCAACAACUGUGACUGAAAACGUUUUUGGUCCUCUCAUGGAGUUUAAAGAUCUUCCUGCGCCAAAAGUGGAUAUCGACAGAUAUUGGAGUCCAUGUGAAUGCAGUAUCUGUCUGCGAUCGAACAAAAGAAUCAAGUUGGACAACGUAAAAAACGACUCUGACACCUUUGCCAUCUAAGGAUGAGACUAAAUCGCUAUUCACCUCAUCAGAAUGGCAGGAUCUGUUCAUGAGAUAAUCAAGCGAUUAUUGGUUCGAAGCAAUUGAUUGACAA
Messenger RNA from Meira miltonrushii, 1897 nucleotides. RefSeq lists its product as uncharacterized. Lineage: Eukaryota; Fungi; Basidiomycota; Exobasidiomycetes; Exobasidiales; Brachybasidiaceae. The record is from RefSeq and is a predicted model, not a curated record. The coding region runs from base 178 to 1803 and encodes 541 amino acids. The transcript has a single exon.